AAGAAGUCAAAACUAAGAGGAAUAGGCACAUGCGAACAAGUAAGUUUUAAGACAUCAUUUAAAAGAAUCAAUUGUUGCUGCACCUCUGAUAUGGCUUGGGAUUGAAUUCCAGAGGCACGGAAAGCUCUAGCAGCUCUUACCCCAGCUGUUUUUAAUCGGCAACGAGGAACCACUAAAAGUUCAGCAGUAGCUGAACGCAGGGUACGACAGGGAAUAUAAGGCUCAAUCAAAUCCUGCAAAUAUGACGGUCCAAAGCCAUGCAAUGCUUUGUAAGUAGUUAGCAACACUUUAAAUUCAACCCUGGAUUUAACAGGGAGCCAAUGCAAUGAUUUAAGAACAGGAGUGAUAUGCUCUGAGCGGCGUGUGUGGGUUAAGUACUCUGGCUGCUGCAUUUUGUCCUAAUUGAAGUCGCUGUAACGUAGAGUCUGGUAGGUAAACAAAGCAUUGCAAUAAUCAAGCCUAGACAUUAUAAAGGCAUGAACCAGAUGUAGCCAUAUGCAAAAGAGUUAAUGAUAUAUUAUCUGUAUUUACAGCAGAAAUAGUUGCUAUAAUCUUAGGAUUACAAUGGGUAGAAGAGGUCAGGCCUGAGAGAGUAGUCACAGACUCUACUGCAGCACUUAAUAGUUUGAAUUCAAAAUAAACAAUAAGAGAUGAUUUAUUGAUGGAAAUAUUUACGAUAAUUCUGAGAAUACAAAGAGUUGGAAUUAAUGUACAAUGUUGUUGGGUUCCUGCUCAUGUUGGUGUGGAGAGAAAUGAGAAAGCAGAUGAAAUUGCAAAGAGAGCGUUGAAAUUAAAUGACGAUGAAAUAAUGAAAGUUCCCUUUGGAAAAGGUGAGGCCAAAUCGUUAAAAAGAAAGACAGUGAGGUAUUCGUGGCAGAAGAAGUGGGACAUAGAUGUUAAAGGAAGACACUAUUACAGCAUACAGAAAUCAAUUAAGAUGAAGGCUUUCAAAGGGAAGUGCAGAAGAGAGGAAGUGGCUUUUUCACGAUUUGGACAUGCUGGAUUAAAUUCAAAUCUUUAUUUAAUGGCAAAGUGUAUUUCAAAUAAAUGUGAUAUUUGUAAUGUUCCCGAAAUUGUCGCGCAUGUCAUAAUGAGGUGUAAAUAUAAUGGUAAAUAUAAUAAAGAGAGGAACACUUUACAUAAUAAGAUAUAUGAGCUAGGACGGGGAUGGAGUUUGGAUUGGAUUUUAGGGAUGUGGUAGAAAAUGUGGGAGUGCUGCAAGGCUCUCUUUAUUUUCAUUACUGAUACAGGAUUAGAUAGUAAAACAUAGUUUUUUGUCUUUCUUUUGUGUAAUCUGAAGUAUGUAAAGCCCUGAUGUUACACACUCCAGUACAGUAGGUGGCGGUAUGCACCUUUACACGUUUCCUCACGGGCCGCAUUUAAAUUUAGAGAAGAAAAAGAGGAAGAACCUCCAACUCAUUUGCUUUUUGGUUCACACAGCUUUUAACAGGCGUUUGGGAUCAUGCGCUGCUGUUUAUGAACUACAUAACGAUAAACGAACAAUUUAGUUUAUUAACAGUGUCUGCAAACAACAGGGGUACGCCCACAUCAGAAGUCGCGCAAUGAUAUGCAUCCUUGAGUUCAACACUACACUGCCUGGAUCUACUUCCUGCAUUUGUAAAGGAAAACAACAAAACAGCGAGCUGCAGUUCUGAACACCUUUGAGCAGUAGUAUGAUCCAGACUGGAGUCGGGUCUGAGACAGGACACUGAGACAACGCUACCAGAGCUCACUGAGCAGCACAGGAUCGGACAGAAAGAAGGAUUCAGUGGGCUGGAGUCUGUCCACAUGGCAGAGUCAGAGACAGAGUGUGCUGCACCAGGACUCAACACACUGGAGCCAGAGUGUGUUACAGCACACAGCGGGGUCAGUGAUGUACACCACACACACACACCACUGAUUAAAACAGAAACUGAUCUGGGCUCCACCCACACUGGGAAUCUUAAGAUAGAGAGCCUAGACAGUACAGAGCUGGGAUAUUUAACCCAUCUACAUCCUGACCAAAUCAAAACAGAGACUGAUGAUGGAGGAUACCUUAAAGCAGAACACUUCAGUGACUUGCAGGAUUUUAAUUUUAAGUCUGAUAAAAUGAAGUGUGAAUACAAUGAAAGUUUAGUGAGUGAUCUCAUGAAUUCUGCGAUGAAUGGUGCUGGUUCCUUUCAAAACAAGAUAAUUCACAGGAAUAAAUGUGAAAUUAAUACAGAUGAAAAGCCGUACAAGUGUAUGCAGUGUAAGAAGUGUUUUCGUGCAAAAGCUGAUUUAAAAUCACACCUGAGAAUUCAUACAGGUGAAAAGCCCUACAGAUGUUUUGAAUGCAAGAAGUGCUUUUCCCAAAUAGGUCAUUUAAUUUCUCACCGGAGAGUUCAUACAGGUGAAAAGCCCUACAAUUGUAUUCAGUGUGGGAAGUGUUUUUCCCAAAUGGCUAGUUUAAGUAGCCACUUGAAAAUUCAUACAGGCGAAAAACCACACAAAUGUACGCACUGUGGGAAGUGUUUUUCCCGCAUAUCUAAUUUAAGAAGCCACCUGAGAAUUCAUACAGGUGAAAAGCCAUACAAGUGUUCUUGUUGUGAGAAGUGCUUUUCCAGAUUAUGUCAUUUAAAUCGCCACCAGAGAAGUCAUACAGGUGAAAAGCCCUACAAUUGUUAUCGGUGUGAGAAGUGCUUUUCCACAAAAAAACUUUUAUAUGUACAUCAGAGAAGUCAUACAAGUGAAAAGUGUACUCAGUGUGGGAAGUGUUUCGGAACAAAUUCAGCUUUAAUUAGACACCUGAGAAUUCAUACAGGUGAAAAGCCCUACACGUGCAUUCAGUGUGGGAAGUGCUUUUCUCAAAGAGCUCAUUUAUGUAGCCACCUGAAAAUUCAUGCAGGUGAAAAGCCUUCCAUACACAUUUAGUUUUUCAUUUAGAAAAUAAAUAAAUAAAUAUAUUAACUAUUUUAAAUGACUGCCGAAAAGUUUGUACAGGUGAGAGAUUUC
Anguilla anguilla (European eel) is the source of this 2973-nucleotide messenger RNA. RefSeq names its product oocyte zinc finger protein XlCOF6.1-like. The transcript has 3 exons. The record is from RefSeq and is a predicted model, not a curated record. Gene Ontology annotation, molecular function: DNA-binding transcription repressor activity, RNA polymerase II-specific. Lineage: Eukaryota; Metazoa; Chordata; Actinopteri; Anguilliformes; Anguillidae. The coding region runs from base 1789 to 2892 and encodes 367 amino acids. Gene Ontology annotation, biological process: negative regulation of transcription by RNA polymerase II.